CCCCUACAUGGCGUUCGUUGCCUGUCAGCGGAUUUUCUGCUGUAUUUCCAGCAGUAUUUCCAGCAAAAGCGAUGUUCAUUCGGAUGCUGGCGUCAUUGAUGAGACCUCCAGACUCAUUCCCGCUACCGAAGAACCUUCUAGGCCAACAGUAAUGAACGUGGAUUAUGGAAGGUUAAAAGGAAAACUGGGAACAAUUGUUCGAGCGAAGGAAGGACGGAUGGUGAACGUCAAUGCCCACGGUCCCUUCAAUCUGCAGAACCAUCCCUCUACUUCGUAUCUCCCGGAAACACCCAGCAGCCUGGACGAGCCAGUCGACAGGAACAGCUUAUCGCAAGCCUACCCAGAGCAACACAUACCUGACAUCGACAGCUUCAUGCGCCCGGGAAUAUACAGGCACCCCAGUUCUGACUCUCGCCGCUCCAACGGGCCUGCUGAUUACCCAUCCAACCCUAUUUUCUCUGCACGCAUUGUCAGCGUUAACGGAAUCGAACGAACAGAUGUGCCUCAGGAUCCUGAUGCAGUCCCUGACAUACCAAAGCUGGACGUCGGGUCUCUGUCGAGGAGUUGGGGUGACUGAGGACGGAAGGCCUUGCUCCUGCCCCUUCCUUUAAUAGAGCACCCUCGUCGAUGAUCAUCUAUGUAUGGCACCAAAUGCUUUUUAGUUCAGCAAAAACGAUUUUUUCUUUUGCUAGCUUUUGGGUGUAUUUUACUUUUCGAACAAUUUGAUACCUCUCACCAGAC
Guyanagaster necrorhizus is the source of this 741-nucleotide messenger RNA. RefSeq lists its product as uncharacterized. Bases 8 to 577 code for a protein of 189 amino acids. The record is from RefSeq and is a predicted model, not a curated record. The transcript has 4 exons. NCBI's taxonomy places the organism in Eukaryota, Fungi, Basidiomycota, Agaricomycetes, Agaricales, Physalacriaceae.